Molecule: messenger RNA, 1037 nt
Organism: Dermatophagoides pteronyssinus (European house dust mite)
Lineage: Eukaryota; Metazoa; Arthropoda; Arachnida; Sarcoptiformes; Pyroglyphidae
Molecular function (GO): metal ion binding
Source: RefSeq, a predicted model, not a curated record
AAGUCAUUCAUCACUAAACAGAGUGAUUUAUUUUUCAAAACAAAAAAUUUUUUUAUUUUUUAUUUAUGAUGAUUAAAAUAAAAUGAAAUUUUAAAUAAUUUAAAACAAGAAAAAAUGGCUGUAUGUAAAUUUUAUGUUCAAGGUUAUUGUCGUUAUGGUCAACAAUGUCGUUUUGAUCAUAUCGAUCCACAACGAAAUCAAACAAAACAAAAUACAACCGGAUUUAGUUUUACAAAAACAUUGCAACAAAUUUCAUCGAAUCCAAAUUCCAAUAAUGCCAGUAUAUUUUCCAAUACAAAUUUUUCAUUAUUUCAGCCAACUCAACAAUCGUUUUUUGGUCAAUCACAACAACAAUCAUCAACAAUUGGUGGUGGUGGUGGUGGUGGUUUCAGUUUCAAUCAGACAUUAAAACAAUUGAACAAUGUUCCAAAUGUUGGAAUGCCUAUGAAUUCUUUAUUCAAUAAUGAAUCAGAAAUGAAAUCUGAUUUUCAUCAUUCAUCAUCAACAUCAUUGUUUAAUUUUCCGGCAAAUAACACGUUUACAUUUGGUAAUACAGCUGCUUUGAAUUCAGCAAACAUUGUAACGAGACAAAAUGAUGCUCAUCAUUGGUAUAAAAGUAAUAACGAUGUUAAUAAUCAACCAGUGGUUAAAUCGAAAUCAUUUUUCGAACAACCAAUGCCAAACGAAACGACAAUGUCAUCUGAAUCGAAUGUAGAUACGAAAAAACUGGGAAUCCGAUAUGGAAUCUAUUCCGAAUUAAAAGAUUUAAUCGAAAAAGAUUUAGCUAAUUUUAAAGCCGAUAAAUUUAUUCAUCCAAUACCGUUUGAUCCACCACCAUUUGAAGUUUGUUUUUAGUGUGUGUAUGGAAUGUGCUUAUUAUGAUCGUUGAAAACAAGUUUUUGGAAGAAAUCUUAUUUUUUCACAAGUUUCAAGCAUCAAAUAAAUGGAUAAUUUAUUGGCCAUUAUCGUUAUCAUCAUUUUUAUCAUCAAUCCAUAUCGAUUGUUGUUGUUGUUGUAAUAUAUCCGGAUUGAUGUUU